GCAGCCGCCGCCACCGCCGCCGCCAUAGAGACUGUAGCCGUGGAGACUGUUACUUACCAACGGGGACCAACACGCAGCAGCCGCCACCGCCGCCGCGGGAGCCGUUGCCCGAACUCCCGGCCGGAACUCCAGAACUGAGCAUGCAGAAUUCAGAGGGUGGAUCGGAUUCGCCGGCUUCCGUGGCUCUGUGUCCCUCGUCAGCAGCCCAGGCGCCUGUGGCCCAGCCUGUGCCAGCCUCGCCACAGAGGGUGUUGGCCCAGGCAGCAGGCUCGGCUCCCAAGGGGGCUCAGAUGCAGCCCAUCUCCCUCCCCAGAGUGCAGCAGGUGCCGCAGCAGGUCCAGCCCGUGCAGCACGUGUAUCCCCCCCAGGUGCAGUACGUGGAAGGGGGGGAAGCCGUCUACACCAACGGAGCCUUGCGGACGGCGUAUGCCUACAACCCCGAACCCCAGAUGUACGCCCCCAGCAGCUCCGCGUCGUACUUCGAGGCCCCGGGCGGUGCCCAGGUGACCGUGGCAGGCUCCUCCCCGACGGCAGUCCCCGCCCACAGCAUGGUGGGCAUCACCAUGGAUGUCGGGGGCAGCCCCAUCGUCUCCGGCACGGGAGCCUACCUCAUCCACGGGGGCAUGGACGGCACCCGGCACUCCCUGGCGCACACAUCCCGCUCAUCACCCGCUACGCUUGAAAUGGCGAUUGAAAACCUCCAAAAAAGCGAAGGGAUCACAUCACACAAAAGCGGUUUACUCAACAGUCAUCUCCAGUGGCUCUUGGAUAAUUACGAAACCGCAGAAGGCGUGAGUCUCCCCAGAAGUUCGCUCUACAACCACUACCUUCGCCACUGCCAGGAACACAAGCUGGACCCCGUGAACGCGGCCUCCUUUGGGAAGCUGAUCCGCUCCGUGUUCAUGGGCUUGAGGACGCGGCGGCUGGGUACCAGGGGCAACUCCAAGUAUCAUUACUACGGGAUCCGUCUGAAGCCAGACUCGCCCCUGAACCGGCUGCAGGAGGACACGCAGUACAUGGCCAUGCGGCAGCAGCCUGUGCAUCAGAAGCCCAGGUACCGGCCAGCCCAGAAGACGGACAGCCUUGGGGAGAGCGGCUCGCACGGCAGCCUGCACAGCACACCUGAGCAGGCCAUGGCUGCCCAAAGCCAGCACCACCAGCAGUACAUCGAUGUGUCCCACGUCUUUCCGGAGUUCCCGGCGCCCGACCUGGGCAGUGUCCUGCUGCAGGAGAAUAUCACGCUGCACGACAUCAAGGCCCUUCAGCUGGCCUACCGGCGGCACUGCGAGGCCACGUUAGAUGUCGUGAUGAACCUCCAGUUCCACUACGUUGAGAAGCUGUGGCUUUCCUUCUGGAAUUCUAAAGCCUCCUCCAGCGACGGCCCUGCCUCUCUACCUACCAGCGACGAGGAGCCGGAGGGCGCCGUCCUCCCCAAGGACAAGCUGGUAUCUUUGUGCAAGUGCGACCCCGUGCUCAGGUGGAUGAGGACCUGCGACCACAUCCUGUACCAGGCGCUGGUGGAGAUCCUCAUCCCAGACGUGCUGCGGCCCGUGCCCAGUACCCUGACACAGGCCAUCCGCAAUUUUGCCAAGAGCUUGGAAGGCUGGUUGACGAACGCCAUGAGCGACUUCCCACAGCAGGUCAUCCAGACCAAGGUCGGCGUGGUCGGCGCCUUCGCACAGACCCUGCGGCGCUACACGUCGCUCAACCACCUGGCGCAGGCGGCCCGGGCAGUGCUGCAGAACACGGCGCAGAUCAGCCAGAUGCUGAGCGACCUCAACCGCGUGGACUUCGCCAACGUGCAGGAGCAGGCCUCGUGGGUGUGCCAGUGCGAGGAGGGCGUGGUGCAGCGUCUGGAGCAGGACUUCAAGCUGACCCUGCAGCAGCAGAGCUCCCUGGACCAGUGGGCCAGCUGGCUGGACAACGUAGUCACCCAGGUCCUGAAGCAGCACGCGGGCAGCCCCCGCUUCCCGAAGGCUGCGCGGCAGUUCCUGCUGAAAUGGUCCUUCUACAGGCGCCUAAAACUGCUGGCUAAGGAUGGGAAGGAUGGGAAAGGCCGCGGGGUGGUCUGGGAGGCUGGCAGGCCCCUCGCAGGCCAGCUCGGGGCUGGAGGGGAGCCUGGCGUCCCGGAGGUGCCAGCCCGUGUCUGCCGCCUCAGCUCCAUGGUGAUCCGCGACCUCACGCUGCGCAGCGCCGCCAGCUUUGGCUCCUUCCACCUCAUCCGGCUGCUCUACGACGAGUACAUGUUCUACCUGGUGGAGCACCGCGUCGCCGAGGCCACUGGGGAGACGCCCAUUGCCGUGAUGGGAGAGUUCAACGAUCUUGCCUCCCUGUCGCUGACACUGCUCGACAAAGAUGACCUCAGCGAGGACCGUGGAGGCAGUGAGGCCCGCUCGGAGGCCCGAGGCCGGGGCGAGCCCCUGGUGAAGCGGGAGCGCAGCGACCCCAACCACGCGCUGCAGGGCGUCUAGCUGGGCCGCGCUGCCCCGGCUCCAGGUCCCAGAGCUCCGCCGCGGUAGUGCCUCCUUUACUCUGAGUGCCGGGGCCCCUGGGCCAGGGCGCCCUUAAAGGACACGCUCUCCCUCAAGAGGAAAACCGUUGUGACCGCGACCGAAGCUCAGAUGGGGCGCCCAGACCCCUUUUCCUUCUUCUGAAUGUUCCUUCCCCCACUGCAAACAUCCCCCUCCAGAGCUGGAAGGGGCCGUGCUGAGCGAGUCGCUACCUCCACUUUGGGCAUCUCCCCCUGCCAGCUCGUUCGGAUUUGCACCCUGAUUUGAAAAAACUCCAGCGGGUCCUGGGGAGGAAGGGAUGUCCCGCAACCGUCGGGCAGCGCCAAGCGGGCCGUGUCCCCGCAGCCCCCCUCAGGCCCUGUGGUGGGAGAGGCCAUCUCGGUCCUUGCCCCGUGGCCUCCUGCCCUGCCGGCCGCCAGGCACCCCGUCUCUAGACCCCGAAGGGAUCAGAAGCAGCCGCCAGUUGCGUCCCCGGAUGGCGCGCAUCCCACGGCCCCACGUGGCUCAAAGAACACGUCACGGAAGCGGGCCCGCUCGUGGUGGGGGCGGGGCCUUUCCAAAUCAAAGCCAGAAGCUUGAUGAGCAACCAGAAGGACUGUGAAUCUGUCCAGGUUCACAGCCAACGUCAAGUUCAACUGUGAGGUCUGGAAUGAGUUUGUUCCAAGGGGGCCGGGAGGUCAGGGUCUCCGCCGCGCCGUCAGAGGGCAGCCAUCCUGCCAAGUCUGUGCACGAGCAGCCAUGCCUGAGCCCCACUCCACAGAACCUUCCAGAACGUCUGCCUUAGAAGUAGCGAUCCCAGAGCACUGGGACCCCGGCAGGUCCCAUCUUGAACUGCCCAGGGUCCAAACUCUCCUCUGGGGACAAACGAAUCCCAAGGGCUGUCCCAGCCCUGACCUCGAAACUCUCCAGCUCUGUGUCCCUCGUAACGUGUUGCACCAGUAAGCCCUGCGCCAGAGUUCCGCUCCCGAAGCAGCUGCAAAGAAGAAAGACAAACCUCUGGUCUAAGAAGCAUCGACUUCUCAAAUGCAAUAAUUUCUCCUUUUGGAAAUAUGUUCAUACAAAUAGUUUUGUGCUCUAAUUGUUAUUAGAACAUUCCUUAUGAAUGUGUAUAUCGCAGUAUAUUCACUCCCCCAUGUUGUUUUCUCAUUCAUGCAGAAGGUACUAAUGUAAACUCACGAGGCCUUUAAAAACCCUACUUCUCGACAAGCAGGAGCGCUGUGCAUCCCUGGCGCCCGCAGGUGCCCGGGGAGAGCAGCAGGGAAGGACGAGAAAUCUCAUUUUAAGAAACCAAAAGCCCGUCAUGAUCACAACCUGCGUGUGGUCUUAAAGUUGCAGACUCAGAUGAACUCAGACAGAAGGAAUGUCUUUAAAGCUGCAUCUCCUUUCCUGGGAGACGUUCAAGCUCACGGCUCCCGGAUUGUGACGCCUGCCUUUUCUUCCACGUUUCUGCCUUACGCUCUGUCUAGUCCUUUGCCGGAUUCCGUGAGGAGGAAUAUGAAUGACGGUAAAGACACCAGCCUUCCGAGCCCGUUCUCGUUUCCCAUUGCAAUAAACACACUGAACGUGCCCGUUGUGGGUCGCAAUCCACGCUCCAGCCUUUGCCCCGCCGCCCACUCCAGUGGCCUUGGAGGACGAAGCCCUCCCUCCCACACUCCCCUGGCCCUGGCACAGCCAGCCUGGCCAGACCUGGGCCACACGAGCCCAGGAAGGGAGGGCAGCAGUGCUUUCCUCCGGCUCUCUGGGGAAUGUUCCAGAAGGAGCAUUUAGCAAGGCCAGAGAGGGCAAGAAAACAACUCUCAGCCCAGGAUGGGCGAGACUGUAAACAGACUAAACUGGUUCAGAGACGCAGAAUAAAUCCACGCUCCGGCCGCUGACACGGCCCA
This is a messenger RNA of Lagenorhynchus albirostris (white-beaked dolphin), 4393 nucleotides long. RefSeq names its product regulatory factor X2 (gene RFX2). Lineage: Eukaryota; Metazoa; Chordata; Mammalia; Artiodactyla; Delphinidae. Gene Ontology annotation, cellular component: nucleus. The transcript is spliced from 18 exons. Gene Ontology annotation, molecular function: DNA-binding transcription factor activity, RNA polymerase II-specific; RNA polymerase II cis-regulatory region sequence-specific DNA binding. Gene Ontology annotation, biological process: regulation of transcription by RNA polymerase II. The record is from RefSeq and is a predicted model, not a curated record. Bases 141 to 2471 code for a protein of 776 amino acids.